GAAACUGAUGUCAAUCUUCACAGACCGGCUUUAGAAAGUCUUCGUACCCUAAUUCGAACGUCUACCAGCUCGAUGACCUCGGUUCCGAAACCAUUAAAGUUCUUGAGACCUCAUUAUGCUACCGUAACUGAAAUUUAUGAGAGUUGGCCUGAAUCUGAUAACAAGGAUAAUGAGCUGCCUUCUGAUGAUCUUAUGGCACUUGCCUUGGAGAUUGUUCCAUUCUUUUUGAAACAUAAUGCUGAAGCGGAUGCUGUUGAUUUGUUACUUGAAUUAGAAGCAAUUGAAAAAUUGCCAGACUUUGUAGAUAAAGAUAUUUAUGCACGCGUAUGCCUUUACAUGGUCAGUUGUGUAAACUUGUUGGUUCCGCCUGAUGAUGUUGCUUUUUUGCGAACUGCUCAUGCAAUAUAUCGAAAAGAAAACAAAUAUACAGAAGCUGUAUCGUUGGCCAUCAGACUUGGAGAUUAUGAUCUGAUACGAGAAGAUUUUAAUGCUGCCGGAGAAUUGGAUGA
Molecule: messenger RNA, 509 nt
Organism: Racocetra fulgida
Lineage: Eukaryota; Fungi; Glomeromycota; Glomeromycetes; Diversisporales; Gigasporaceae
Source: the annotation of a GenBank genome assembly